Capsaspora owczarzaki ATCC 30864 is the source of this 608-nucleotide messenger RNA. RefSeq names its product synbindin. The coding region runs from base 104 to 535 and encodes 143 amino acids. The transcript is spliced from 3 exons. NCBI's taxonomy places the organism in Eukaryota, Filasterea, Ministeriida, Capsasporidae. The record is from RefSeq and is a predicted model, not a curated record. Gene Ontology annotation, biological process: endoplasmic reticulum to Golgi vesicle-mediated transport. Gene Ontology annotation, cellular component: TRAPP complex.
UUUUUUUUUGGUUUUUUUUUUUUCGUGUUCAGAGUGUUUCACUCGCAAAACUCAUUCACAUCAAACAAACAAACGCAGAAGAAACAACAAGCUCCAAGCUAGCAUGGUCGUGUUUGGCGUCUAUGUGAUCAACAAGGCCGGCGGCCUCAUCUAUGGCCAGGAGCUGGGAGCAACGCCCAAACUGCGCGCCAACGACCGUCUCACCCUCGCGUCCAUGUUCCACUCACUCUAUGCCAUCACAAGCAACCUCUCGCCACAAGUACAGUCGUCGGGCAUCGAAGUCAUCGAGACGGACACAUUCAAAAUCCAGUGCAAGCAGACCCUCACAGGCACAAAGUUCUUUGUCAUGUCGGAUCCCGCACACACGGGCUUGGACGCGCUGCUCCGCCGAUUGUACGAGCUGUACAGCGACUAUGUCUUGAAAAACCCCUUCUACACGCCAGAGAUGCCCAUCCGGUGCGAGCUCUUUGACAUUAAUCUUGCACGGCUGAUGGAGCAAUAUGAAAGCGGAAGGGCGCUGACCGCUACGUUCUAGGUUGUGAGAUGGAUGGGCAUUUUGUGUUUUUCUUGUACAAAACGAAAAAGAAGAAUUGUUUGUUGCUUUCAGC